AUGGAUGAGAGAAUUCAAAGCCUGUACACUGGUUUCAUCACCCAUAUCAAGCAGGCCAUACAAAUAUACGCCGGUACAGUCUUUGUUGGUAGACUGCUCUUCUUUCUGGUACAAACGUUCGUGAAGGUGAACAACAAUGGAGAGAUCAUGUAUCUCCGUCGCAACAAGCGCUCUCAGGCGGCUUCCAGAUACUCCACUCUCUAA
Messenger RNA from Letharia columbiana, 204 nucleotides. RefSeq lists its product as uncharacterized. Lineage: Eukaryota; Fungi; Ascomycota; Lecanoromycetes; Lecanorales; Parmeliaceae. The coding region runs from base 1 to 204 and encodes 67 amino acids. The transcript is spliced from 2 exons. The record is from RefSeq and is a predicted model, not a curated record.